GAUCACGUGUUUAUUCUGAAGAUGGCGUCUCCAAAUGGAGGUGACGAUUUUGAGAGCUCUUUGCUGAGUUUGGAGAAGUUGGACAGAGCGUCACCGGACCUGUGGCCAGAGCAGUUACCCGGAGUUGCAGAAUUUGCUGCAUCUUGUAAAAAUCCCAUCACUAAUUCGCCCCCCAAAUGGAUGGCUGAACUAGAGAGUGAGGACAUUGAAAUGUUGAAAGAACUGGGAAGUCUGACCACAGCCAACCUGAUGGAGAAGGUCAAAGGACUUCAGAACCUCGCUUACCAGCUGGGAUUAGAGGAGUCCAGAGAAAUGACCAGGGGGAAGUUUCUGAACAUCUUGGAGAGGCCCAAGAAAUGACGUGUUUUUUUGGCUUUGGCAAACAACAAGAAAUGCAGGACUGCAACUGAAAAUGACCUAUGCUCUGAACAUGUUCAGACAUUCACAAGAAAGUUCAAAGACUCUGCACUCAAAGUGUUAUUUGGAGCAGAAAGCUCCCUCUCACAGGUGAGGUCUUUUCUCAGUGCACCUGUUGUCCUCCUAGAUAGAUGCCUUUACAUUUACGGAUUCUUUAAAAUGAUUUAUUACUUCUUGCUGAAUUCCUCAGUCGCUUGUAGAACUGCCCUGAUUAAAUGUUCCCUAUUUAUUCUUAUUUCUAU
Plectropomus leopardus (leopard coralgrouper) is the source of this 659-nucleotide messenger RNA. It is a transcript of the gene lin52, whose product is annotated as lin-52 DREAM MuvB core complex component. Gene Ontology annotation, biological process: regulation of DNA-templated transcription. The record is from RefSeq and is a predicted model, not a curated record. Gene Ontology annotation, cellular component: DRM complex. NCBI's taxonomy places the organism in Eukaryota, Metazoa, Chordata, Actinopteri, Perciformes, Serranidae.